CUGCCGGAGAGUGCCGCCGACAUCCAGCCGCAGCCACCGCCCACCGAGGGGCCCCAGCCGGAGCCGGAGCCAGAGCGUCUGGGGUCGGAGCCGGAGCCGGAGCCAGAACGUCUGGGGCCCGAGCCGGAGCGGCCGGAGCAGGAGCCGGAGCGUCUGGGGUCAGAGCCGGAGCGUCCAGAGCCGGAGCCGGAGGUAGUCCAGGCUGGCCGCCGUAUCGCUCAGGCGUCGCUCGACUCUUCCGACUCGACUGAAGACGAAGAGGCGCGCACCGCCGGACGCUUCAUCACGCCGGCUGGAGUGGAGGUGAGAACGCAGGCCAGCCGUCCGCUAUCACCUCGUUUCACGACGCUUAUCUGGUAA
Molecule: messenger RNA, 360 nt
Organism: Amphibalanus amphitrite
Lineage: Eukaryota; Metazoa; Arthropoda; Thecostraca; Balanomorpha; Balanidae
Product: nucleolar protein 3-like
Exons: 2
Source: RefSeq, a predicted model, not a curated record